This is a messenger RNA of Brassica napus (rape), 2021 nucleotides long. Its product is annotated as 40S ribosomal protein S16. Gene Ontology annotation, biological process: maturation of SSU-rRNA from tricistronic rRNA transcript (SSU-rRNA, 5.8S rRNA, LSU-rRNA); translation. The record is from RefSeq and is a predicted model, not a curated record. Gene Ontology annotation, cellular component: cytosolic small ribosomal subunit; ribosome. Lineage: Eukaryota; Viridiplantae; Streptophyta; Magnoliopsida; Brassicales; Brassicaceae. Gene Ontology annotation, molecular function: structural constituent of ribosome; RNA binding.
AUGGAUCUAACCAGCGCGAUAUGCCUUAUCUAUAUGGAUACGAAGAAGAAUCAGGACGUGAUGAAUGAGGAUGCAGAGAUGAGGAGCAUGAAACGAAUGAGGUUCAGUAAAGGAAAGAUUGAUUGCAGGAUCUUAAAGGUUAAGGAAUCUAGCAAGAAGAUCUGCGGAGAAUUUGGAACAGCAUUUGAGGAAGCAUGUCAAGCCGCAGAGAGUCUUCUAAUAUAGCCAGCUGUUGUAUCCGUGCAAUGCUUCGGAAGGAAGAAGACAGCAGUUGCCGUAACCCACUGCUAACGCGGGUGUGGCCUGAUCAAGUUCAACGGUUGUCCAACGGUUGAUCAAGUUCUUCUCCUAGGGAAGCACCGCUUCGCAGGUGUGGACACGAGGAUACGAGUCAAGGGUGGUGGUCACACUUCCCAGGUCUACGCCAUUCGUCAGAGUAUCGCCAAGGCGCUGGUGUAUGUUGAUGAGCCUUCGAGGAAGGAGGUUAAAGAUAUUCUUAUUCCUUAUGAUAGGACUCUUCUUGUGGCGGAUCCGAGGAGGUGCGAGCCAAAGAAGUUUGGUGGUCGUGGUGCUCCUUCUCGUUUCCAGAAGAGUUACCGUUAAUCUUGGUUUGUUUUGUUUUCAGUUUUAUGCUUUGUUUUGGUAAUGGAUAUGCUCGAAGAAUACAUGUUUUGCUAUGUUUGCUGUCGGAAAGCUUUAGUAUUUUUUUCUCUGUUAUUUCUUGUCCUGAGAUGUAUGGCAUUGGCAUAGUUGGUUCAAUGGUUAGGUUUUAUGAGAAUGUCGUGACUAGUUGUCUAGUAUAGAUAGCUAAGAUAUAACUGAUCAAACAUCUGGAAACAGGUGAUUUUGUCAUUUUAAGUUUCUUAAUUUGUAGCUUUUAGUGUAGGCUUUGCUGUCGAGUAGAGUAGCUUGUGAGCUCAGACUCUAUGAUGUAGUUUACAUGAUUACAAGGCUUUUGUUGAUGUUGGUUUAUGUGUAAGCACGCCAGAUGUAACAGAGGAAUGAGCUUUUGUUGAUGUUGGUUUACAUCUAUUCUCAGAAUGGCUCAUAUUAUAGAUUAUGGAAAGUGAUCAUACUUAUUAGAGGCUUUGUACAAUACUUAUACACGUUAGAAGAGAGUACUAGGUCUUGACUAAUUACACAUAAUAAGGAUAUCAACUAUCUAUUUAUUUAUAAAUGUUGAUUAUUGCUGUUCCUAUCCGAGGGAAAAGCUAAAGAAACGUAUGAGAAUAAGAAAAAUGUUAGGAGAAAUUCGUAAUAAAUGGGAAGUUGAAGGAUUACAAAUUUAUUAAAGUAAACAUCGUUGAAUCUUCCUUCCAUGAGUCUUCCUCUCCACUCGUCUUUGGUUGGACUCUUUUCUGUGGUUCUGUGUCUUCGUUGAAACUUCCUCUCCACUUGUGUCUUCUUUUUCUUCUAUCUACUCAGAAUAGCCUCAGGGUCUCAUAUGGAUCAAACCAGCGCGAUAUGCCUUAUCUAUAUGGAUACGAAGAAGAAUCACGACGUGAUGAGGAUGCAGAGAUGAGGAGCAUGAAACAAAUGAGGGUUCUGGAAUUAUGAUCAUCGUGACCAAGGAAAAUAAACAGCUUCUGAGAGCUCAUGGGAUCAAAGCCUGCAUACAAAGCUCUCCUACGUGGCAGUCUUUGAAGCAGGGAUAUUAUUGUCUUUUUCAGCCAUUGAUUCUAACAAUCAGGCUCUGAUAGAAUGUUAUCCAUCAGAGAGAGCAGUCUAGCGAUCAUGUGCGGACUGAACACGGGUGACAGAAACAGAGCAAGGAUCAAAUCGUGAAGUGACAAAAGCAGAAGCGGUUUUACACUGGCAUGGCUCAAGUGUUACAGUAAUGGUGAAGAGCCACAAAGGGAUGAAUGAAUCACCAAAAUCAGAUCUUAUUGAUACAUAAAAAGUAGUUGUUUUUUUUUGCUAUCAUCAUAUUCAUAUAUGAAUUUUGUUGCAUGGAUGUAGAAUUGAAAACAUGAAUUUAUUUAUUGUUUCCAUGUUGGAAUACUUCAAACGAAUUAGCUUGA